AUGGCAGGCAGAGUGUGGCAUGUUGUAACCCAGUCUCCUUCUCUUGCAGAGCAGCACAGCAAGGCGAACCUCGAGGGACCUGGAACAGCAGUGGUGCUGGCUUGCACCCAGAACCGUAAACCCACCUUCACACAGGGCCUCAAAUGUAGGUCUGUCUUGGAGGGGGACCCUGCACUCUUCCAGUGCAAGCUCAUGGCAUGCCCGACACCCCACAUGGCUUGGUUUCACAACAACCGGCCGGUCCACCAGGACCGCCGCAAGGUGAUCCGCACUGAGAGUGAGGAGCACACGCACCAUGCCAGCCUGGAGGUGCGGGAUGUGCGGGAGCAUGACGCUGGUAGCUACAGAGUAUUUGCCAUUAACAGUGAGGGCUCAGCUGAGUCCACUGCCUCGCUGCUGGUGGCACGCAGCAGGGAGCAGCAGGGCAUGGGUUUUGCAGGGAAAGCAGAGUGGAUGCGGGAGAGCUGGGAGUGCCUGCUGCGGCAGCGGCGGGAGGAUCGGCUGCGGGUGGUGCUCCGCUGCACUGGCUCGCCCUUCGACAAGGGGCAGGAGGCUGAGCAGUUGCUUGGGGACCUCUCCCCAGCCCGAAGCAUGGUACGAACCAUCCGUUUCCAGAGGCUGCCACUGGUGGGGCCUCACCGUCCAGGGCUGGCAUGUGGUAGGGAGCACAGUGGCGCAGUGGCGGAUGCUGAGGAACUGCUGGAUGAGGAGAUCCGUUGGAAGCUGCAGCGUCUGCGGGAGGCAAAGAGGGCAGCGCUGAAAAAGAAGCAGGAAUCUCUCAUGUCUAUGCCCCAGGGAGGUCCUCCUGGGAAGUCCAGCCCACCUAAGGCAGCUGCCACAAUGGAUGGCUCGGAGCCCCUUGCAGUGCAGGCAGUGAAAGGGUACCGCAGACCCAAGGCCGCAGGCAAGAAAUGGCAGGUGCCAGGUGGGCUCCUGGAGCCCUGCCCACCCCUCUUUGUCCAGGAGGUCAAGCCCCAGGAGGCAUUUGAGGGGCACAGAUGCACCUUCUCCUGCCUUUUCCAUGGCCGCCCACAGCCCACAGUCACUUGGUACAACAACACUAAGCCUGUGGGGCGCAUCCAGGGCACCGCAGUACACACCACAGAGUGCCAGUCUACACUGACCUUCCCAUCCCUGCUUCCACAGCAUGAUGGCACUGUUACCUGCGUGAUCUUCAACCCGCUGGGCACAGUCAGCACCUCAGCUGCACUCCAUCAAGAUACAGAGAUGAGGGAGACCAUGCGGCCCUCUCCAGACCAGGCUGUUCCCACCAUAAAGCACAAGUUCAAGUUUUCAUUUGAUGUGGGAAAUGAGCCACCCCAAAUUGUGGCAGAAGCCCCAGCACACAUUCAUUGCCAUGAAGGGGAGGCAGUGGUGCUGGAGUGUGCUGUGUCUGGGCAGCCCCCACCCGCUGUGGCCUGGUCCCUGAAUGGCCAGAGCCUCUCUCCCAGUGAGAGGCUGAGGUUUGAGGAAGGCAAGCAUGGCAUGUACCGCUUAUACAUCCCAAGGGUCUCCGUUGCGGAUGCUGGGCUCUAUUGUUGUGUGGCCAAGAAUGUGGCUGGAACAGCACAGGCUGCCUCUGAGCUGACGGUGCAGCCUAGUGCACCCAGGUUGUAUAGCAGGGAUGGACGCACUGAGGAACUGACUGCCAUGGACCAUGUUCUGCACCUCCAAGGCCUCAGCACACUUGGGAAGGAUGACGAGGAACAGAUCACAUGCUCCAAUGAGGAGGAAGCCCACCUACCCUGGUCCCUGAGGCUGUCUCCGUCUCCUGGUGAGCAGUUGGAAGAGCAGUGUGAGAAAACUCCUCACUUCAGGGAAAGUGAGAUACAGGAAACAAAGGUGCUGGAUAUCAUGGAAGUUUAUGCAAGGCAAGAAACAGGUCAUACAGAAGAAAGUGUGACAGAUACAGAUGGUGUUUCUGACAUGGGGCAGCACAGGGGAAAAGCUGUAUCUGAGGAACAGAGCUUUGGAAUUGAUGUCACUGAACUGCACCCCAGCAUGUCGAGGGAAGAGCAUGAACUGGUGGCCAAGGACUCAGGUCACUUUUCAGAGGAGCUGGAGGCUGAAGGAGACAAGGUGGCACCACAUACAGAUAAUCUAUCCUGGGACAUCUUGAAGUCACCAUUUAUGGAAGUGAGAGGGCAAACAUAUGCCUCUGAGCAGUCUGCUCUGGCAAGGGAAUGUGAGGAUUCACAAUUUUUCAUUCCUGUUUCACCUGUGGUGCAAGAGGGGAGUGAUGUUUACAUGGAGGAGAGAGAUGCCACUGCCUGGGAGGCAAUGUCUCCUGAUGUGCCUCUUGUAGAAGAGCUAAGUGUGCCCCACCUGCAGGACAACAUUGCAAGCACACCCACAAAGGAGCAGUUUGGCUUUAAUGACUUCUGUACAGAAGAGCAGCAGGAGGAACAGGCCAAGGAGCAAAAGAGGUCAGUUGAUAUUGAACAGGACAUCGAGGUUGGUGAUCAUCUUUGUAAAGAAGAAAUUAUUGAUGUCAGGGAUGCUGCACACUGGGAAAUGUGCAAUGAUGGGCAAAUGCUGCAAGAAAUGGAGUCUGAUGCAGGCAAUGCAUCUUUGGAUCUAAUCCUCACUCCUCCUGGCAUAGAAAACUCAGGUCAGGAUUUUACUGAGGAAGUUGAGGUUCACCUAGAAGAAGUGCAUUUCAAAGAGCAGCUGUUGCCAUUUGAGACUGAUGAGACCAAUAUCACAUUUGAUCUGAAGAAGUUUGUGGAGCCUUUCCCAGCUGCAGAGUCUGUGGACACAGAACAGGCAGAAACUUGCACAGCUCUGGAGAGUGUGGAGGUAGGAGUGACUGGCCUCAUCUCCCCUGAGCACCAACAUGAUGUGCUUGUGGAAGAGAUGUCUCUGACUGAGGAGCUGCAUCAGAGCUACAGGAUGCAGCAGGAGGAGGUCAGUGCCCAGGAAGAGGCACAGCCAAGAGAAAUCAGAAGGGCUGAUUUGCAAAUCCCUAAUGGAGACCUUGGCAGCAUCAUGAUAUCUGCUGAAGAGGGAUCUUCUGCUGAAGAAAUUAAUGAGUCAGCGGUGAGUGUCUGUGGGGAUGAUUCACUUGAGGGACAAACUCAUAGUUUCCUAGUGGAGUCCACAGCAGAUUUCCAAAAGGCAGUGCAGGAAACACAUUUGUGGGAGAGUGGGGAACGACUGGAGACCACAGACUCCCAGAGUGACAGCUUCAUCAUUGACUUGAAAAAAGCUGCACAUGAAAAGAAACUCCAGGCUGGGCAUCAGGCUGAGGAGGAAGAAGGUUCUGGAAUAGAAAAGGUCUUUGAGACAGGAAUGAGUAGCUCCACCUGUGAGAUAGAAAGCACAGAUUCCACUGAGGAGAUGCCCAGGGACACCCAACAGGAACCAAACACAACCAAAGGCUUUUCUUUUGGGCAACUCUUACUCGGUUUAAUAAUGGAUGAUCCUGUGGCACAGAAGGAGCAAAGGAAGGAGUCUUGGGGCAAGAAGAUGACUCCCACUGAGGAAGCCUCUGAGAAUAGCCUGGAUGGAGAAGGACUGCAGGAGGAUAUUUCUGUAGGUCCAGAGUCCAGUGCUGUUCAAGCCUCAGAGCUGGAGCCUGACUUGUGCCUGGCCAAGUACUUAAGGUCAACUGGGAUGCAGGAAACUCCAGAUCUCAAAGGCACAGUUCAGAAGGAGCAGCGAGAGACCAUCACUUCCCUGGAAGUGGAGGAGGUUACCUUCAGCAUGGUUUACGACUAUUAUAACAACCAGCAGGAACUCACCCGGCCCUUCUCUCCUGAGUCGGAAAUGUCUAUAGAGCUGGAGAGCAGGAGCGGAGAGGAGUCACCUGAUUCAGACCGCUUCUACACACCUCCCUCCUCAGUGGAGAUCUUUGAAACUGCUUCAUCAACGUCCUACCACACACCACUCAGCACACCUGAGCGCUACUCCACACCGUCUGAGGGCUCAGGGUACAGAACACCGCCCGAGCGCUACUCCACACCGUCCGAGGGCUCAGGGUACAGAACACCGCCCGAGCGCUACUCCACACCGUCCGAGGGCUCAGGGUACAGCACGCCGCCCGAGCGCUACUCCACACCAUCCGAGGGCUCAGUGUACAGCACACCACCUGAGCACUACUCCACACCCUCUGAGGAUUCAAAAUGCAACACACCCUCAGAGCGCUACUUCACACCCUUUGAGCAACCCUGCUCUGCAUCAGGGGACAGCACACCACCAGAGCGCUACCGGACACCCACUGGGGAGUAUAUGGAUGCCCUGGCCGUGCUCCCCUUCUGUGAGAGAAGGCAGCAGCCUCCAGACCAGCCACAGGCUGAGGUGUUUAGGAUGCCCUGUGAAGCCCUGGAGCCAUCAGGCAGGGAGAUGCCACCUGCAUUCCUCAAGGCGUUGAGCAGGAGGAUGCUGUAUGAGGGCAGCACACUGAGUUUUGUGGCUGAGGUGGUGGGUGUGCCUAAGCCAGGGGUGAAAUGGUAUCACAAUAAAUCUCUGCUGGAGCUGGAUGAGAGAGUGCGGAUAGAGAAGGAUGGGGAUAAAUGUUUGCUGGAGAUCACUAAUAUCCAGAAAGCUGAUGGAGGACAGUAUCUGUGUCAUGCAGUGAACAUUGUUGGGGAAGCUAAAAGUAUCACACAGGUGGAAGUUUUAUCUGAAGAUGGGCGGUCACUAGCACUGCCACCCCCUGUAACCCACCAGCACGUUAUACACUUUGACCUGGAGCAAAACACAUCUUCAAGGUCACCUUCACCACAGGAAAUCCUCCUGGAAGUGGAGCUGGAUGAAAAUGAGGUGAAGGAGUUUGAGAAGCAGGUCAAAAUCAUAACCAGUCCUGAGUUUAGCCCAGAUAAGAAGAGCAUGGUGGUUUCCCUGGAUGUCCUUCCACUUGCCUUGCUGGAGCAAGCUGCAGGCUUGGCCACAGAGGAGAAUGAGGAUAUAAAAAUUGAUUUCCAAGUAACUGAAAUGCCUCCCCGAUUUGCUGUGCCCUUUGCAGAUGUCAAGGUGACAGAAGACUCGGAGGCAGUGUUUGAGUGUGUGGUAACAGGUACACCUGUCCCAGUAGUUCAGUGGUUCAGAGGUGACACCUGUGUGACACCUGCCACAGGGAAGUACGUUGUGAGUCAAAAGGAGGGACUUCACAGUCUGAAGGUCCAAAAUGUAGGUCCUUCUGAUGGUGGCUGGUAUCACUGUCGGGCAAUCAAUAGGCUGGGAGAAGCAAUGUGCAAAGGUUCCCUUGUAGUCAUGGCUCAGCAGGGAGCAAGUGCUAAGGCAAGUAGUGAGACAGUCAUGGGUAGUGAACCACACAGGCCCCAGAAGAGUGACUUGCUUUUGAGUAAGACUGUGAGCACAGGUGACCAGUCAAAAACACAGCUCGAGCCCAAGUUCGAGCCACAUAUAGACGACUCAGAGAAAGCAAUCCAACUGCUUGCAGUGACUCAGCCAGAGCAGGAAGUGGAAGGAGAGAAGUGUGUCAAUAUUAGUUUUGAUGUGUUUGCAGAGCCGUUGCAAGAGGAACGGGUUGAGGUUAGGGCAGAGGACUUGGAGAGCUGCAGCUUUGAGUUCCAGGUCACAGACACUCCUCCCAAAUUUCUGAAGCUCAUUUCUGACUACAGUACAUUUGUAGGUGCCUCAGCAUGCUUCCAGUGUCUCGUGACUGGUUCUCCCCACCCAAGUGUCUGCUGGUACAAGGAUGGGGUGUUGUUGGAAGGGGACAGGUACUGUGCGCAGGAGGAGCAGGGGGGCUCUCAUAGCCUUACUAUUGAAAACUUGAUGCAAAGUGACACUGGGCAGUACAAAUGUAUAGCUACUAACAGGGCAGGGACUGCUGAGACUUACAUCGCUAGCUCUCUUAUUGUGUCUUCUGAGGAAGGAAGAAGUGAAGGCUACAGCAGCGGCCUUCAGUUGCCUGAUAGAGAGAAAACACUUGAAUUUGAGCCUGAAAAACCAGUUUAUUCCAGCAAAGCAAAGAUGAAAAUAGAGGAGGGGGGCAAAGCCCCUGUUUUCCUCAAACAGGUCUCAAAUGUUGAAGUCUGGCAGGGAGAUGUAGCUAGGCUCUCUGUUACUGUUACUGGCAGCCCCACACCCAAAAUCCAGUGGUUUUUCAACAGUAUGAAGCUAACCCCAUCCAUGGACUGUAAGUUAGUGUUUGCUGGCAAUGACCACAGCCUCAUACUCCCAUGUGUGGGUGUGCAGGAUGAGGGUGAGUACACAUGCAUAGCCAGCAAUGUACACGGUGAGGCCACAUGCAGUGCCCAUCUCCACGUGCAGCAGCGGAUAACAGGGGUCCCUUGCUUUGCCAAGGAGCCAGAUAGUGUGCAGUGUGCACCGGGCUUCACUGCAAUCUUUGAGUACACUGUGGCUGGGGAGCCAUGCCCCAAUGUGCAGUGGUUCAAGGGGAGUGAGCAGCUCUUCUCUGAUGCACGUCGUUCUGUUGCUCACCACCCUGACGGCUCGGGCUCCCUGACAGUGCGGGAGUGCAUGGAGGAGGACACUGGGGUCUACAUGUGCAGGGCGGUGAGCGCCCUGGGCGAGGCCACAUGCUCAGCUGAGCUCCUUGUGCUGCCUGAGGAGCAUGCUGUGUGCAGGCAGAGCCCCACGUUGCAGCACUCUGCAGUGGCAGAGGACCAAAGCCCCCUCUCCUACGAGGAGGCUGGUGAGCUUCCUGCCAUGGAAGGAGUGCUCAGCCUUGAGGCCAUGAGGGAGCCCUUGGCCCUCUUUCAGCUCCAGACGAGCCAGGCAGAGCACGUGCUGCCCAGGGAAGACAUCUUGCCUGGCCUGCCACCGGCCUGCCUGGCUGCACAGACUGUUGAAGAGAUGCUCACCCAGGUGGCCACGACACAAGAGAGCAGCAGGCUUCUGGCAGAGCCACUGCAAACCCUCCCUGAUGGCCCCCAGGGUGUCGUGCCUGCAGCAGCGAUGGAGACACAACUGCCAGGCUGCCUUGGGACUGUAGCUGCACAGAUACUCUUGCCCAAAGAGCAAGUCAUCCCUAAGGCAGCAGAGCAAAUGGCUGCUCUGAAGACGGAGGCUUCCCAAGCCCUCUUACAGGUGUCAAGCACCACUGAGAGCCAUGCCAUAGAUGGGGACCACAUCCAGGUCCUUGAGGGCUUCCAGGCAAUGCAAGGUGAGCUGAAUGCUGAACCCAGAUUUCCCUCUGAAUUGGCCUUCACUGGGGGCCAAGCUGUCCCUCUGGAGAACAUUUCUUCCCUGGAAGCAGCAGAAGAAGAUUUUGCUGCAAGAAUCCAUGAGGGGCAGACUGUGAGAUUUCCUUUGCUGCUAGAAGAAAAACAGCUCCUGGAGGAGGAACAUGUCAUCAAUCUUGCCAGCCCACUUAAGCAGUGUCUGAGGGCAGGGAGACAACCCCAUGAAACAAUGUACACUCACCAGCUCCAGCCAAGCCAAGUCCUCAACAAAGAGAACCAGCUCACUCCUCAGGUUCCCAAGAGCCGCAACUUAGACAUAAAGUCUCAAAUUAGAAAUGCACUGAAAGCUGCAGUGGUAAGUGAGCAAAAUCUCUUGUUUUCAGAAUGGUUGGCUGAUAAAGAAGACAUUGAAAUACAGACAAUAAACAUCACCAUGGAACAUAAACACACCCUAUGCACCUAUGUUGUGACUACAGGAGGACUCAGUCCCAUAGAAAUCCCAGUCUCCUUGGGAGAAGUCAGCGUUCAGACAGCUGACCAGAAAAUGGUCUUGAAGGAGGCUUUCUAUUCUCUUAUUUGUGAAGAAAAACAUCUCUUGACAGAUGAAAAAUCCAAAGCAUUGCCAUUCCAUCCCAGCCCACUUCUCUCAGGAAAAUCCUGUGAUGAAACCUCUGAGCUGGAGCUCCAGCAGGCUGAGAGAACUAUAGAGGCAGAAAUACCCCUGGAGCAGCCUUUGUCUGCACAAGUAAUCAACACUGUAACCGGGCAUGGUCAAAUCAAGGAUGUGGGUGCAGCUGCAGCCACUGCUGAUGUAGCCUCUGCAGGUAUUCCCAUUGAGACACCCACAGAAAUACUGAAAAGGAAGGAGAAAAGGGAAGAAAUAUGUGAGGAAGAGGGCAGAGAGGGUCUGGAAACUAGACCUGGGAAGCUAGAGGAUAAGUUGGGCAAAGAGAGUUAUCCCAUCAUACACAGCAAACUGGUCGACACUGUUGUGGAGGAAGGGGAGAGUGUCAGUCUGGUGGCUGUCAUAACAAAUGUCAGAGAGGUGAACUGGUACUUUGAGGGUAAACUGGUGUGUUCAGGUGACAAAUUCAAGUGUUUGCAAGAUCAGGACAUGUACACACUAGUAAUAAGCAAAGCAUUUGGGGAGAUUCACCAAGGAGAGUACACAUGUGAGGCGCUGAAUCAAGGUGGACAAAGAGCAACAGCAGCAAAACUCACAGUUGUUAAAAGAGGUUGGAUUAUGGGGAUAAACUACUGCCUUUCUAAUACACUGCUCUACUAA
Pelecanus crispus (Dalmatian pelican) is the source of this 8400-nucleotide messenger RNA. The record is from RefSeq and is a predicted model, not a curated record. Lineage: Eukaryota; Metazoa; Chordata; Aves; Pelecaniformes; Pelecanidae.